AUGUUGGCCUCCGCCGCUACGGCUAACAUGAGCCGGAACUCCUUGUCUACGGUUUUUCAAAAGCGACGUUCCGUCGACCGACCACUUGUCAUGAGUCCAGACAAGCCCGUCCUGGGCACCCGGCCGCCGCCACCCGCGGCUAUUGUGCCCAAAUCCGUCGACGGGCCGCGGCCCCCCGGGUGGAAUGGUCAGCCACGGAGGCACGGCUCCAGUCGCUUUAGUGUGCACAGUCACAAUCAAGAGCUCGUCAAACUACCGCCUAUUAAAGAUGCGCCGGCAGCUGAAAGAGAACAGUUAUUCGUACAGAAGCUUCGACAAUGCUGCUUGCUGUUCGACUUCGCGGACGAGCCGCUGUCGGACCUCAAAUGGAAGGAGGUCAAGCGAGCAGCAUUGCUCGAAAUGGUGGAGUACGUGACCACUCAGCAGGAGGUUAUCACCGAUGCUAUUUACCCAGAGGCCGUUAGUAUGUUCGCGACCAACUUAUUCCGAACACUACCGCCAUCUUCAAACCCUAAUGGUGCAGAAUUUGAUCCAGAGGAGGACGAACCAACGCUGGAGGCCGCCUGGCCACAUCUCCAGCUGGUUUACGAGCUGUUCCUCAGGCUACUGGAAUCACCGGAGUUUCAGCCCAACAUUGCCAAGAAAUAUAUCGAUCAAAAAUUCGUUUUGCAGUUACUAGAGUUAUUCGACACAGAGGAUCCGCGGGAGCGCGACUUUCUGAAGACGACACUGCACAGGAUAUACGGAAAAUUCUUAGUACUACGCGCCUACAUACGGAAACAAAUUAAUAAUGUAUUUUAUAAGUUUAUAUACGAGACGGAACAUCAUAACGGUAUCGCGGAGUUAUUGGAGAUCCUAGGGUCAAUCAUCAAUGGUUUCGCGCUGCCGUUGAAGGAGGAACACAAACAAUUUCUACUUAAGGUGCUACUGCCACUACACAAGGCGAAAUCGCUGUCGGUGUAUCACCCACAGCUCGCCUACUGCGUGGUGCAGUUCCUCGAGAAAGACCCCUCCUUAACACAGCCCGUCAUUAGGGCAUUAUUAAAAUACUGGCCGAAGACACACUCACCGAAAGAGGUUAUGUUCCUCAAUGAGAUGGAGGAAAUUCUAGACGUUAUCGAGCCUGCGGAGUUCCAGAAGAUCAUGGACCCACUUUUUAGGCAACUGGCUCAGUGUGUCUCAAGUCCUCAUUUUCAGGUGGCAGAACGAGCGCUGUACUACUGGAACAACGAGUACAUAAUGUCCCUAAUAUCGGAUAACGCGACGCACAUCCUUCCCAUUAUGUUCCCGUCUCUAUACUGCAAUACCAAGACCCAUUGGAACAAGACCAUCCACGGGCUGGUGUACAACGCGCUCAAACUCUUCAUGGAGAUGAACCAGAAGCUGUUCGACGAGUGUACGCAGCUGUACAAACAGGAAAAACAGAAAGAAUGGGAACGGUUAUUACAAAGGGAGGAGAUAUGGCAAAAGUUAGAGGCGAAGGCGGCUGCUAACCCGGCGAGUCGCACCAUUUUGCGUUCCACAGAGCCCCUUCCAGAGCUGCCGCCCAACGAUGUGACGCUUCCCAAGUUGGACUCGGAAACCAUUGAGGCGCGGAAACAAAGCUACAAUGCGAGCAAACCUCUACUUAGAAAAAAAUCCGAACUUCCGGCUGACACGUCAACAGUUAAAGCUCUUAUUGAGCACAAGCGAGCAGACCCCUUCCUGACCACUCCGCCUGAUGCCGAUUGCUAACGGGAACUGUGGCCUCGCAACGUACACGCGAGUUACACCUUUAACACAUACCAGUAUGAACUAAUUUACUGUGACGCUUGCUGAUGCUCAAUGUGAGACGGUUUUAACCAUUUUUAAGGAAAUGCGACUCGUAUCACGCGUCCAAAAUACGAAUAACGGGUAAUCUUCAUGUUGAAACUUACUCUAGAAGUCAAAAAACAACUUGUAACAUGUCGUAUUUUCCAAAAACUAAAAAAGGCCUUAUUAUGUCACAGUAACUAAAGUCACCAACCUUGCCCAGAUUUGACAAAACAACAUUGACUUGUCCACUGUCACACAAUAAAUAGCUUAAUAUAUUUGAAAAACGGGCAUAUUAUUGUGUAGUGGAUAUAGUCCGUUAAGAAUAUAAGACGUAUCAACUAACUCAAGGCUCUCAUGAAAUGUUUUCAUUAAAUUACCAUGCCAAAUUUACCUGGACUUGACACUUUAACUUAUAGUUAGAAUAUUGGCUUAAGUCAACAACACGGUGGGAAUAAUGGUUUUAGAAUAGGGGCAUUUUUAAAGUGUUGCUUUAUUAGGAGUAAGAAAAAAAAACCGAAAUUUGGGGUAAUUAAUUUUUCCAACAUCUUAGGUAUCCAAACUACUAAGACGUUGGGAAAAUUAUAAUGUUUUUGGAAGCAUCUUUAAGUCCAUCCUGUAGAUUUUUCAAUGUGUUUUAAAAUGUUAAAUAUCUAGCCAAAGUAACCUUAUUAAAGUCAUUCUUCUAACCGCGUGCGUAACCCUUUAAAUUUCACUGACGUAUUGCUGUGGUAACUACGUGCUAUUGAUUUUUGUACGCUUAUUACAGUGUACCCAAAAUUGAAUGAAUCCUCCUAUAAUGCAGCAUCAUUCUCAGUCGAUUGCAGACUGUCGCAAAAGCUGCAGACUGUCGCAAAAGCUGCACGACGCGUCUUUUACCUAAUAAAAAUGCGAAUAUCCGUCAGCACAAAGAGUAUACGGCAUUUGUCCCGCCAAGGUCACUUAUCCUUUAUAAAUUUCUUUUAAGCUUUACAAUCUCGUUACCCCUUGCCCUUUUUAUCUCUUCUUUACAGCAAGACGGUGUUAUAUAGUUAACAUUCAGUCGACCCACACGAUUUACCUUUUUUAUCCACGCUUUUGAUAAGAAACGCUAAGUUAUAGGGACCCUAUUUCGACUUCCGUGUUUCUUGAUAAUAACGUGAAUCAAAACUAAAUGGGCAUCUUAUGGAAAAUUGCGUUGCAAGCUAAACCUCAUCAAUUGCUCAAGAUCGUCAACCACGAGCCCAUUUUGCAUCUAAGAAUACCUUUCUUCUGACGUGGUUCGUAAAUUCAGUAGGUAAAAUAGUCGUUGCGUGCAUCUACUGUUGUGCUUGUUGCGCUUUUAAUGGUAAUCUGCAAUCAACAUUAAGUCACUUUAAAGUCACGUUUUGUGCUCGUAAAUAUCUAGAAAUCAAGAACUUUUACAUCUAUUUUUUAUUUUUUUAAUGUUUUAAAUGCUAGCCCAAACCAAUUACAAUAUAUGUCAAAAUACUACAUCGAAACUUGUUAUAGGACUGCUCAAAUACACCGACCCAAAGUAUGUUUUCGUUGAUUAUAUAUACGAGGGUCAUGGCCAAAUCAUUCAUAUGAUAAUAAAAUAUUAUAGUAAUGUCCUGUAAUAUAUUUAAUAAAUUAAACUUCAUUUCUGGCCUUGUGUCUUUGCGCAUGAUUAAUAAGAGGCAAAGAAACGAAGCGGAGCUAGGCCGACAGAAUUCGACGAUUCAGUCGCAUUUUUUUAAUUACUUUAAAAAACGAUGUACUACAUUUUAGUUGUCCGGUGCAGAGUUAAAGCGUUAUUUGUCACAAUUCGCUCAGUUCCGCUCCUCUCUCUUGCCCGAAGCAGUGGUCAAAUAGUCUAUACCCGUUUUCACUAACGACGAACUAGGCAAUGCUUAAAUAAUCGAAGGAAAUUCCUAUACAUCAACAUUUCAUCAGUAGUUAUCACCUAAGAGUUUGUGAAUCUAUUUUUUCUAUAGAUAUCACCUCAAUCAUUAGGCAUUCGAUUUAGGCGAUACCUAGGUUUAGUUGAAAAUGGGCAUUAGACUUUGUUUUUUUUGUCGUGCAAGUUGUAUAAUUUGGUCUCGACCCAUAGAUGAAUCUGCGUGUAUUUGCGGGGCAUGUUUUUCCAAAGAACUUGAGGAUUCGUAUCUGCACAGUCGACGAUAGCAUGCAAAGAAAACCUACGCAUUACCCUGCGUCCGUCAACUAUCAUGUCAACAUUUGACGGCCGAUUGGGGCAGUGGGCAGCGACCCUGUUUUCUGAGUCAAGGCCGUGGA
Pararge aegeria (speckled wood butterfly) is the source of this 4047-nucleotide messenger RNA. RefSeq names its product serine/threonine-protein phosphatase 2A 56 kDa regulatory subunit gamma isoform-like. Gene Ontology annotation, cellular component: nucleus; protein phosphatase type 2A complex; cytosol. The record is from RefSeq and is a predicted model, not a curated record. The transcript has 11 exons. Bases 1 to 1734 code for a protein of 577 amino acids. Gene Ontology annotation, biological process: protein dephosphorylation; signal transduction. NCBI's taxonomy places the organism in Eukaryota, Metazoa, Arthropoda, Insecta, Lepidoptera, Nymphalidae. Gene Ontology annotation, molecular function: protein phosphatase activator activity.